Messenger RNA from Anguilla rostrata (American eel), 4876 nucleotides. It is a transcript of the gene mdfi, whose product is annotated as MyoD family inhibitor. The transcript has 5 exons. Lineage: Eukaryota; Metazoa; Chordata; Actinopteri; Anguilliformes; Anguillidae. The record is from RefSeq and is a predicted model, not a curated record. The coding region runs from base 1335 to 2099 and encodes 254 amino acids.
ACGAUUCCGAUCCGUUCCACUGCUUCAGCUGGUACCAGAUCCGUCUGUCCCAGUGAUACCACAUUCUUAGCUUUUGCUUUAGAAUCCACAGCGUUUGGGCACUCUGGGGCCUUUUGAUGUUGAUCUUUGACCCACCAGUAGAGGUAACGCUCAGCUCAUUAAAUAUGUCCAAUUUAUCCUGAGUGAAAUGAUGUAGUUGAACUCCUCGGCACGCGCCUUUGCCUUCCGCUCUCCUGUUGCGAUACCACUUUGAACUCAUCAAAGGAAAUGUCUGAAAGUUGCCUCUGCUCUGGAUAUACUAAUGGCUGCCACAGCCGUGUGUAUGCUACUUUAUUGCUUUAUUCCUGCGUAUUUUGUGAACUGUUAUUUUUCAGAACACUAUGAACGGUACACUAUACUCACCUGCGCAGCUAGCCUCUAAUGUGCAGUGGCGCGAGACAUGUACACGCGCGCGCACACACACGCGCGCACAGAGUGUGUGGGUUUGUAAAAUCGUAGAAGUAUACUUAUAUUAUGCGUACAUCCAUCAAUAGGUAUGACUAAAUAAGUAGUGGUCAAAAAAAUCCUUAUCGUCAUAAUCAUCACCAUCAUUAUUGUAAAUAAUAACAAGAAGAGAACGAAAAACCACAUUUAUGUAGCAAUUCGUGCUAUUUUUAAGACAGACUUUCAUAUGAGGUUUGCGUGUUUGCAUUUGACUCUGGUUUGGUUUAGCUAACAUAAUUACAGAUUACAGUGUUUAAGUACGAGCUCUCGCUAACUUUUUUGCCCGGAGGAAACGCAGUAAUCAGCCUUGCAAUGCAAUUUCCUGUCGAAGAGUCUGGAGCUGUCUCCAAGACCUGGAUCCGAUAGAAGGGAGGCGAGAAUGCGAGGGUGAGAGAGGAAGAACUAGAAAGAUAGGGCGAAAGACUUGGGGAUUGAAGAAUAAAUAGAGAGGACAGAAGAAAACAGAGGUAAUAAAAAGGAAUGCAGUCGCAGAAAUUGAGAGCGCUGUCAAGUCUGUCGAGGGGCUGAACGAAUUCUACACGGGACAAAGAUCCUCUUCAGGGCGCUAGCAAUCUCAGAUCGGCAGCAGCGUUUCGGAGAAAAGUUGACCGAACUAAAAAGUUUUGGAAGGACCGAGAAAGUUGUUGAAACCAACGGAACGGUAUUAAAUUGUACUUUAGAUGCGCGCGUGAACGAGGCAAAUGGAGAAGAAGAGACGGCUUAUCGAACACGGGACGGGACGGUAAAAAAAAAGUCUUAAGGAAAACUGGAAAUCACAUUUCGGAGAAAGGAGUUAGAAUGAAUUAGUGCAAUAUCAGUGAGUAUUGCUGCAGCAUCAAGCUCAGGAACAGAUGUCGGCGGACGGGAGCCCAGGCGCGGGUUUGGAUGGACCUCCCAGCGAGGCCUGCUGUACCCCACAGCAUCCGUCCCAAACACCUGGCCCAGAAGCUGAGGAGAGCAGUGAGUCCCAGGGCCUUAUGGGAAACCCCACAGAAAUGCAGGAGGUCUCAGAGAAUGGACACAGCACCAGCCUGUCGCCAGAGUCGGGCUUCUCAACACCAAACGCCAGCGUCACCUGUCAGCCCCAGGCCCGUUCGACCCCCCUGGCCCUCCCGCCGGACAGCCCGUCAGAUUCGACCAGCCUGCUGCAGAACGGGGUGGGGCGGCCCCCCCCGCAGCCGAACGGGGUGAGGAACGGUGGAACCCGCACCCCCCCGCUCGCCGGACCCCCCCCGCGCCCCGCCUCGCAGAAGAACCCGCGCAAGCUGCAGUCCAACCCGUCAAUCACCAGUCACAUGAGCAAGAAGAGCAAGAGCAGCUCCAAAUCGGGGGGGUCGCAGAUCCCCAACGAAGCGCGGGACGACUGCUGUGUGCACUGCAUCCUGGCCUGCCUGUUCUGUGAGUUCCUGACUCUGUGCAACAUCGUGCUGGACUGCGCCUCCUGCGGCUCCUGCGCCUCCGCGGACUCCUGCUUCUGCUGCUGCUGCGCCUCGGAGGAGUGCGGCGACUGCGACCUGCCCUGCGACAUGGACUGCGGCAUCAUCGACGCGUGCUGCGAGUCCGCAGACUGCCUGGAGAUCUGCAUGGAGUGCUGCGGCCUCUGCUUCUCCUCCUGAUUGGCCCGCACGCUCGGAGGCGAAGACCAGAGGGGCCGCUCUCAUUGGCUACCCAAGCCUUGCUUGCUGGAGAACGGAGGAGUUGAGAGGGGAAAGGUGGGAGAGGGGGCGUGGCCACUCCUUGGAUCAGAGACCGCUGGCUGCCCAAUCAGAAAGCCUGGAUGUUGCUCCGCCCUGGGAUGGUGCUGUACAGACCCGCUAAUCGAGAUGGCGCUCUGUGUUUGUGUCGCUCCGUCUGACUGGUCGCUCUGCGUGAGACGGGCAGUCUUCCUGCCCGGGGGGGGGUAACUCCCCCUGACCCUCGCGAGCCAUGCUUCAGUACUGUCUCCUGCCCGAUCCUAUUAGACCGUAGCCGAGCUGCCGAUCGCCAGGUGAGAACACACUGCAUCGCCUCGCAGAUGCCACGGGAUGUCACCAUGGCAACUUAAGCAAUAGGUAAUACUGCAUUUAACAGGGUGUCUGUAUUUCUGUAGAUAUUAAAAGCCGGCCAGGACAGAGGGGGAAAAAUAUAUAUGUCUAUGUAGAACUUUGGUAAUGUCUGUGGGUAAUAGUCCUUCAGUGUAAUACGGACUGUUUGCUUCUUCACAAUAAGAACAGAGGAAGGAGCUGGCCCUGGGGGUGUUCUCCUGGGAGUACCCCAAGCCCCCCCCCCCCCUUGCUCUGGGUUCUCAGAACGGGUGUGAGGGUCAGAGGCCUGUCCUGCACAGUCACAGGAGGUCUGGGGAGGCCGACUUCCAAACGUCAACAGAACCGGACUGAGCAAAGACUUGUGGCAGUGCAUGGUGGGGUAUCAUAGAUGUGUAUAUUUAAUGUGUGUUUUCUGUCAUAUCGGUGUUUACUGAUGCGUCAUGCGUAAAGAUGUGAAGAAGGGAGCCUCUUUCCUGUACGUCCAAGGCUCCCUGUCCCGUGACAUUUCUCAGAUCUUAAUUGUACAUUUUUAGUCUGACUGUCGUAUUUUCUGUGAUGCUGGAAAGGGUGUGUGACGCGGUGUCGGUGGGCUGGAGACCGGAGGAAUGUGGUGUGUGUGUGUGUCACUCCAUCGUGAACUCAGUCUGGGUGUGUUUGGUAGUGAGGGUGUGCGGUACCUGUGUGUGUGUCACUUGGUGUGUUUGGCAGUGAGGGUGUGCGGUACCUGUGUGUGUGUCACUCGGUGUGUUUGGUAGUGAGGGUGUGCGGUACCUGUGUGUGUGUCACUUGGUGUGUUUGGUAGUGAGGGUGUGCGGUACCUGUGUGUGUGUCACUCGGUGUGUUUGGUAGUGAGGGUGUGCGGUACCUGUGUGUGUGUCACUCGGUGUGUUUGGUAGUGAGGGUGUGCGGUACCUGUGUGUGUGUCACUCGGUGUGUUUGGUAGUGAGGGUGUGCGGUACCUGUGUGUGUGUCACUCGGUGUGUUUGGUAGUGAGGGUGUGCGGUACCUGUGUGUGUGUGUCACUCGGUGUGUUUGGUAGUGAGGGUGUGCGGUACCUGUGUGUGUGUUCAGGCACCCGUCUGUCUGUUGCGAAUACCUUCACUGCUGGAAACUGUAAAAAGCAGGCGUGUGGUUUCAUGGGAGAAACCGUUUGGUUGGUCCGGCAGCUUUGCAGUGGCCAUGGGCUCGGUGCUUGCUUGGCAUGCUGGGUAGCUGGGUUUCUCCUGGUUUCAUUUUACAGUAAACGUUAGGACUCGUUUUUGAGCUCAUGCUGAUCCAUACGUGGCUACUAAUUAAAAUCUCUGUGAUUAGCGGUAGAAAAAGCCUUUCAGAGAAACAUUCCCGACGCACUUCACAUUCUGUCCACAGCACAGUGAAACACCACAGAGCAGAGUUCUCCAAGGCGAUCUGUGUAGACCUGUACGUUUCUGUUAUGAGUACGAUGUGACGCUAGCUUCUUAUCGUCAGUUCUUGAUUCUGAUGUCACCACGACAAAGAACAGGAAAUGGAACACAACGCAAUUUCCCUUCAUUGUUACUGCUGGUUGUUCAGCGGCAAAGGAUCAUGGGAAAAACCACCCCGCAGGUGCGUUAAGGCACAAGCUUUUCAGAUGACAGUACAAUGGUGUACAGGGACAAUGGUGGCUACACUAGCUAGCAUGUACAUUCUUCAUCUCAACUGUCCAUUCAAACAAAUAGAGAACAAUUAUCCACAAUCAAACGGAUGGAGUUUUCCGUUUCUUUUCUCAAACACAAAAUUGAAAAAUAAAAUGGUAAAAUGCAUCAAACUAUAUCAAUAUAUCAAAAUAUUAUUACUUACACUCAUCUUUGAAGAAAUAAAACAGAACACUGUGCAAAAAUGUAAGGUUUUAUGAUUAGAGAUCAAGCUUACGUAACAGAGGUCACAAUCACUGGGCCUCACGUUGGAACACUGUAUUUUCUUGCUUGAGAAAGGUACACCAUAAUCACCAGUCCUUACUGAGAAAUCUGACCCAGACUGCUUAAUAGAGUGAAGAAUCAGACUGCUUAAUGGAGAGAAGAUCAGAUUCGUUAGGAGCACUGCUGCUCGUACCUGCUGUACUGAUUGAUCAGAGUACUGUAUUGAUGUAAAACAAAGAAAGAUUUUAGCCUCUGAUAAUUCUUUCAUACUUUGAACUGGAAAAACUGAACAAAGAAAAAGCCAAAGAGCUUUUUGGAUUACUAUGCAAUUCUCCAAACUGAAACUCCUGUGGUUCAUGACCAUUUCAGACUUGUGUUUUUUUUUUUUAAUCUUGUUUUAACAAUUACAAGUAAAACAUGCAUAAACGAACAAAGUAGAAAAGGCUGUGGAUCCUUUUGUAUUUUCUGGAAUAAAGCUGCAUUUUAAAAUCA